CAUGCUUUCACAAGUUGCUGAGUGAGUUGGAGUGUCUACCAAUCUUAAAAGCUCUGACAAGCAACAUUCGAAUCCGAAGAUGGAACAAAAACUAAAGGAAAUUGUUAAAGAACCACUAAACGCAAACAACAGUGGUCUGGCAUACUCGCUUCUGAUAGACUCAAAACGACCAACAAGACUUCCACCAAGUUCAGUCCUUAGUAAAGUUAAGUCGUUUCUGCCAGCUAUGAAAGCAGCUAAUGAAGAUCUUAUGAUGAAUGCCGCAGAGGAUGGUGUUGGAUUAGAGUUACCGGAGAAUUAUGAUGGUCCCGCUAUUCAAAUGGAUCUGACACAAUUUGCUUUAGAUUCAAGCUCUGAUGAUUCCAGCGAUGAAGAAGAUCCACCAAUCACAGAGUAUAAUUUACAAACAACAGCAUCAGUAGCCAAUCAGAAACACAGACCAACCAUUGAGGUACUGGCAGCAACUGAUUCUCAACAAGCAUCAUGCACUCAGACAACAGAGGGUGUAACAAAGACAGACAGCACUGUCAAGUGAUCUGAUUUGUGGUUGUAUGCAUGUAAAUAAGUGAAU
Anneissia japonica is the source of this 571-nucleotide messenger RNA. RefSeq lists its product as uncharacterized. NCBI's taxonomy places the organism in Eukaryota, Metazoa, Echinodermata, Crinoidea, Comatulida, Comatulidae. Gene Ontology annotation, biological process: box C/D snoRNP assembly. The record is from RefSeq and is a predicted model, not a curated record.